AUGAAAAGAGGGCCCCGGGCCUGUCUGACAGGUCUGCUGAAUCCUGGACUGGAGGUGGAGAUGACAGGACGCACCAACACAAUCCAGGUGGACCUUGACUUUUUGGAUGAAUUGAUCUCAGACGGAGCCGAUCCAAACAGCUCAGACAGAUAUGGACAGACCAUCCUGCAUGAGAUCUCCAGGGCAUGGAGUGUGGAUGUAAUGCGGUUCUUUUUAGACCGGGGAUCAGACCUCCUCCAACCAGAUCAGUUUGGAGUCACGGCACUACACGUGGCCUCGGCGCUGGACUACCAAGACAUGGUUCAGUUCCUGCUGGACCGGAAAGGUCUGUCUGAUCUAGAGGCUCUGACUUUUCUGGACCAGCAGAGUCCUCUUCACUACGCUGCCAAGAAUGAUGCUGUAAGUUCCAUCAGACUGCUGCUGCAGAUCGGAGCCUCGAUCAACUGCACUGACUACAAGGGCAGAACACCACUGCAGCUUGCCGCCAACAUGGAGCGCAGUGAAGCAGCCCAGGUGCUGUUGGAGCUCGGUGCGGAGGCGGGGAAGAUGGACUCUGACGGACAGCUCUGUAUCACUGCUCUUAUUGGCCGGAUGAGUCCAGUGGCCCAAAUGGCGCUCAGUCAGUUCCAUGUGAUUGACAAAAUGACCCGACAGCAGUACUACUACCUGAACCUGCUGGAACCGGAAACACACCCAUCUGGGACCCACCUGCAAGAAGCAGUUCUCAGUGAACCAACGUCUCCACUGGAGGUUGUGGUGCAUCAUGGAAAACUGGACCUUAUCAUGAAUCCAGUGUUUCUUAAACUGAUCCAGGUCAAAUGGAAACUGUACGGCAGAUUUGGGGCGUGGCUUCUUCUUAUCCUCAACUUCCUGUUCAACGUCUCGUGGACAACCGUCGCCAUUUCAAUCUCUGCGUACCAAGACACAUCUCGCUACAUCCUCCCCCAGGACUGGUGGCGUGUCCUCCUUGUGAUCCUGGCGCUGCUGUUGACCGUGGAGGAGGUUUUGAGGGAGAUACAGGACAUCCUGCGGUCAAGGAGGAAGCUCCGCCUAUGGCGACGGAACGUGUUUGAUUGGGUGGUCUACUCUCUGCUGACGGUGUCCUUCAGCGUCCACAUGGCCGACGUGCUUCAUCCGUCCAUCCUGCUUCACACCACCAGCCUGCGUCUGUUCUCCAUCACGGUUGUCUUCCUGUGGCUGCGACUGAUGAAGCACGUCAGAGCCUUCAGGUUAAUGGGUCCAUUCAUUGUCAUGUUGGGAAACAUCAUCGGGGACUUGAUGUGUUUCCUGUUUCUCUACGCUGAGAUCUUUAUACCCUACGCCUGCAGCUUCUGGAUCAUAUUUGGAGGUUUGUUUCCCAGCAUGCAGUCUGUCUCCGGCCUGCUGUUCAGUCUAUACCGCAUCACUCUGGUGGACGAGUACGAGUACGCUGCCAUGGCAUCAGUGGACGGCAUCAUGGCUCCUCUACUCUGUGGGACGUUUUUGGCUGCGUCCUCCAUCCUGUGUGUUAACCUGCUAGUAGCCCUGCUCACGGACACCUUCCAGAGGGUGCAUGAUAACUCCCAGGCUAACGCUGUGAUGCAACAAGCCUCCGUCAUCCUGCAGGUGGAGGAAUCCAUGCCUCUCCUACGCCGUUUCUAUGACAACCAGUACAUCUCCAAACACUGUGCUCCGCUCGCCAAUGCCCACAACGAUGACAUCACCACUAACUCCCGUUACCAUGGCGAGAUGGGCCGCAUCACUACGCAGAUUAAAGAGACCCUGGAUCAGUUUGUGGUCUUGCAGAGAAACAAGGAGACAGUUGGAGGUUCUGGAGUCCAUACAAACCAGGACAGGGACCAGAUUUUGAACCAUUACCAGGACUGGAACCAAGAGCUCCAGAACCUGCAAAACCAGGAGUUUGAGGCUAUCCGAGCAGAGCUGAAGCAGCUCCGGACUCUGGUCCAGCAGCUGGUGGAGAACCGGACUCUGGUCCAGCAGAUAGUGGAGAACCAGACUGAGGACCAAAUGAAACAAUAA
Cyclopterus lumpus (lumpfish) is the source of this 2019-nucleotide messenger RNA. Its product is annotated as transient receptor potential cation channel subfamily V member 5. The coding region runs from base 1 to 2019 and encodes 672 amino acids. Gene Ontology annotation, cellular component: membrane. NCBI's taxonomy places the organism in Eukaryota, Metazoa, Chordata, Actinopteri, Perciformes, Cyclopteridae. The record is from RefSeq and is a predicted model, not a curated record. The transcript is spliced from 16 exons. Gene Ontology annotation, biological process: calcium ion import across plasma membrane. Gene Ontology annotation, molecular function: protein binding; calcium channel activity.